Messenger RNA from Hemisphaericaspora subhashii, 246 nucleotides. RefSeq lists its product as uncharacterized. NCBI's taxonomy places the organism in Eukaryota, Fungi, Ascomycota, Pichiomycetes, Serinales, Debaryomycetaceae. The transcript has a single exon. The record is from RefSeq and is a predicted model, not a curated record. The coding region runs from base 1 to 246 and encodes 81 amino acids.
AUGCGUAAGCUGAAGGAACGAUUGCCAAUGCCAAGACGUCCAGCUACUGACCUAAUGGACACGCUGAAUAAACAACAAGCCAAGGCCACUAUCAGAGACCGCCUUCUAAUUGCCAAGGACUCAACACCUUAUCAUAGAAUGGCCAUAACAGAAAAGAAACAAGAAUAUUAUGAACAAGUCAGAGACUAUGAACAAGUCAGAGACUAUGAACAAGUCAGAGACUUGAUAAGAUGCGAUCAGAGAUGA